CAUCAUCAUCAUCAUCAUCAUCAUCAUCAUCAUCUCUUCUCUUAUAGCCAAACAGAUUCAGAGAGAGAGAGAGAGAGAGAGAUGGGGAGAGCUCCGUGCUGUGAGAAGAUGGGGUUGAAGAGAGGGCCAUGGACUCCUGAAGAAGAUCAAGUCUUGAUCUCUUUCAUCCUCCACCAUGGCCAUAGUAACUGGAGAGCGCUCCCUAAGCAAGCUGGUCUGUUGAGAUGUGGAAAGAGUUGCAGACUUCGAUGGAUGAACUACCUCCGACCAGAUAUCAAGCGAGGAAAUUUCACCCAAGAAGAAGAGGACACCAUCAUCAACUUGCAUCAAAUGCUUGGCAACAGAUGGUCUGCAAUUGCGGCAAAAUUGCCCGGAAGAACAGAUAACGAGAUCAAGAACGUGUGGCACACUCACUUGAAGAAGAGACUCAAAGAUUACCAGCCCACGAAACCGAGAUCCGAAAACAGAAAGAUCUCUAAAUCCAAAUCCAAAUCCAAAUCCAAAUCCGAAUCUAAAAAUGCGAGAAUUCUUGGACCGGAACCUGCGAAUUCGCCAAACCCGCCUUAUUACAGCUCUUACUCGCCCUCAUCUUCCACUAGUGACAUUUCUUCUGUAACCCUAAUGAGCGGAGAAAUCGAAGACAACAAGAUCAAAUCUGGAGAAAGCAUCAAACAAGAUUGCUACUUGUUAGAGAAUUUCGACAUAGACAUCGACCAGAAUUUCUGGAACGACACACUGUACAACGACGUCCGAAAUUCCGGGAUUGUCGCGACGGAACCAGCAUUAUAUCUUGAAGCCAGCGGCUUCGACGAGUUUCCGCAAGGGUUUCAGUUCGGUUCUGUCGAUACCCAGACGGUUUUAGAUGGAUAUGGUGAAGGCUAUGUUCACGAAACCGACGACGGGAUGGAUUUCUGGUACGAUCUGCUGGCUAGAACUGGCGGCGACCAAGAUUUACAAGGGUUGUAACGAUUCUUGCGGCACAAGUAACAUCCGAAUCGUGUUUAUGAUAUGUAAUUUUUGUACUAACCAUUAAUAUC
Molecule: messenger RNA, 1037 nt
Organism: Tarenaya hassleriana
Lineage: Eukaryota; Viridiplantae; Streptophyta; Magnoliopsida; Brassicales; Cleomaceae
Product: myb-related protein Myb4
Exons: 3
Coding region: 82-966 (294 amino acids)
Source: RefSeq, a predicted model, not a curated record